AUGACAACAAGUUGGUUUAAUUUAAUAACAGGCCUUGUGGUAUAUGCUGUGCUGAGUGGUUAUAUUACUACCUUAAAAAACAAGCAGAAACUCGACAUUUCGAGCGAAGGCCCUUCGUCAAGAAGGCCCUUGUGGUAUAUUGGCCCUUGUGGUAUAGUAGUCAGUGCGGCCAUUUACGGCUUGUGAACGUGCUCGGACAUUCGCUACAGAACCAACAGAUACCCAUAUGUUAGAGAGUAUCAUUGAACUCACAUUCUACCUUUGGCUAACCUACUCAUCUUCUUUCACUUUAGAAAGCGGAAAGCAAAGAAUGUGUUUUCAAAGAGUAUGUAACUGGGGAAUUCUUCAGUCAGUUUGAAACAUGCCAUAAGAACGACGAUGAUCUGGCUUGGCAUUUGUCGGUGGAUUCGAAAGGAAAAGUAACUGCCGAACCAGAUACAAAAGAGCACGGGGACAAGAAUCUAGAUUUCAUUGUUAAAUUGCCAGAGGAACAGGCGGUAUUCUGCAAGCAAAUGUCAGCAGAUCGUCGCAACCGUGCCGAAAAGCAACCAAUGAAGACGUCACAUACUAGAAAAACGAUGUCAUCUAUGGAAAAUACACAAUAUCAGCAAGGGUCGUGUGGAUCAAUUGUUCAACGAGCAUUCGCUUCUCGCGCUGUAGGUCAGCAGUGUGCUUCACGAAGUUCGGACGUUGUACAUCAGUCAUCAAGUGAUAGUCAGUACAGCCAAUCAGAGAGAAGUUAUUCCUUUACUGACUCUAUGGAGAUUGCAGGAUUCACAAGUGACUCCUCUCUUGAAAGUUUUAAAGGAAUGUAUGACGGAUGUUUGUAGGUACAUUUUACACAGUUACAAUAGGUUUCAAUAACGAAACAUUGAAUUGCACAAAACUAUGAAAUGAAAGAGAUUAUCCUUUAAACACAAUGUCGGCUUAAAUUGAAUAAUAAACUUUUAAUUUGAUUGAUUAAGUAGAC
This is a messenger RNA of Paramuricea clavata, 970 nucleotides long. The record is from the annotation of a GenBank genome assembly. NCBI's taxonomy places the organism in Eukaryota, Metazoa, Cnidaria, Anthozoa, Malacalcyonacea, Plexauridae.